CUUUUUCUCCUCCCCUUCCCGGCCGCUUCCAGGGGAAGGGACGCGGGGCCUGGAGCGCGGACAUCGCCCGCCGCCAUGCAGAUCACGCUCAAGACCCUCCAACAGCAAACCUUCCGCAUCGACAUCGACCCCGAGGAGACGGUAAAGGCACUGAAAGAGAAGAUUGAAUCAGAAAGAGGAAAAGAUGCCUUUCCAAUAGCUGGCCAAAAACUAAUUUAUGCAGGUAAAAUCCUUAAUGAUGAGACUGCUCUUAAAGAAUACAAAAUAGAUGAGAAGAACUUUGUGGUGGUUAUGGUGACAAAACCCAAAGCAGCAACUGGAGUCACUCAGCAAUCAAAUGCCACCUCCACUGUUGGCUCAACAACUGCAGCUCCCACACCAGCCCCUGCUCCUGCCCCUGUGCCAGCCCCUGUCUUUCCACCACCAGCACCAGAUGAGGCUGUCUGUGAAUCUGCACCUGUGAGUGCCCCUCGAGAAGAGAAGUCAGAAGAAAAACCACCUGAGGCAGCAGCUGCUGUUAGUCCAUCAUCAACUGACAGUCCAACAGGUGAUACAUCUCGAUCAAAUCUUUUUGAGGAUGCUAUAAGUGCACUUGUGACAGGUCAGUCUUAUGAGAAUAUGGUGACUGAGAUCAUGUCAAUGGGCUACGAACGAGAGCAAGUGAUUGCGGCACUGAGGGCCAGCUUCAACAACCCUGACAGAGCGGUGGAAUACCUCUUGAUGGGUAUACCUGGAGAUAAUCAGGCUGUGGCUGAACCGCCUCAAACACCAAGCAGUGGUGCCUCUCAGUCUUCAGCAGUGGCAGCAGCAGUAGCAACUAUACCAACGACUACUAGCUCAUUAGGAGGACAUCCCCUUGAGUUUUUACGAAAUCAGCCUCAGUUCCAGCAGAUGAGACAAAUUAUCCAGCAAAAUCCUUCUCUGCUACCGGCAUUGCUGCAGCAGAUUGGACGGGAAAACCCUCAACUACUGCAGCAAAUAAGCCAGCACCAGGAACACUUUAUUCAUAUGCUGAACGAGCCAGUUCUAGAGUCUCGCCAAGGCUUAAGUGGGAGUGAUGAUGGUGCCAGCACUGGAGAAGUAGCAGAUGCUGGAAAUGGUCAUAUGAACUACAUUCAAGUAACACCACAGGAAAAAGAAGCUAUAGAAAGGUUAAAGGCAUUAGGGUUCCCUGAAGGACUUGUGAUACAGGCAUAUUUUGCUUGUGAGAAGAACGAAAACUUGGCUGCCAACUUUCUUCUACAACAGAACUUCGACGAGGAUUGAGAGAACUUAUUUCUAUUUCACACCUCACACCAGUGCAUUACACUAACUUUGUUCACUGGAUUGUCUGGGAUACUUGGGCUUAUAUUCAUAAUGCUUGGUGUAAUGGUAAUAGGGGGUGGGUGGAAGGGAGAACAUAGGAAACAAAGCAAAGGAAGCAACAAGUAUGUCUGCUUUAAAUUAGCAGAUGCAGAAAAUCGCACAGUGUAAAAAUAAAAACCAAACCAAAAAUCAGCUUCUGCAGAUAAUUAGUUCCUUCUGUAAACUGUAGCUUAACUUUUUCUAGAUUUUUCACUCUUAUUGUACUAGUUCCAGACAUGUAGUGUAAUGCACUGCUUCAUGUUCAUUUCCACUUAGCACUGGUAUUGGAAGUAGAUUGUGCUACGUAGAUCCUGCAGUCUGUAUUUCAUGGCAACACUGGGGAGCAGCUUUGUGAAAUCUUAGAAGAUCUGAGCAUGUAUAAUCCUGAAUGCCAAAUAAGGAUAUUUGGAGUUCUCUUUUCAGCUGUUUGAAAGUAGUGCAAGAAGCACAGUAUUUUUGUCUAAUGCUGAGUUAAAACAGUGUUGGCUUUUUUCCCAAAUGAAAACCCAUUUCAGUAAAAAGUGUCUUGAUUACUGAGAAACUCUGCCCCCUUCUUUGUCCCUCUCAAAUGAUCUGAGAAGCUGUAUACAUACAGAUAAAAUUAUUAUCCUGUUUACAUAUUUUCUUUUUGGGAAAAAAUAUAAAUAUCUAAUUACUGUUCUCUCUAUGUUGCAGUAAAAGUUUUAAAACUAAUAGAUUGCAUGUUUGGUUUUGUUAUAUGCACUCUAGUGAAUUGAAUAUUCUUUUUCUGCAAGCAAACCAAUUACAAGCUUCAUUUUUGUCUGCUGCAAUGAGACUUUAUCAAAUCAAAUUUCACUGUCACAACUUUGUUGAACCAGCUUUUACAGUACAGCUAUAAAUGUUCUGUUGCUCUUGAGUAGAUUGUAAUGUUCCAGCUAUUUCUGUUAAGUAAGGACUUUUGGGGAUUUAUUCACUUUAUAAGGAAGAGAAGUCCAUAACUUGAGAUACCAAGUGAACUAUCAGUUUAUUCCAACCCAAAACAAUCGGCACUCAAACCUUUCUAUUGAAAAUAAGCUCUGGUUAUAGUUUUGAAUCUCACUUCUAGGCACCUACUUGUCAUUUAUUUUGUUUAGUCAUAAAGUGUUAACAAUCUUUUUUUUUAAUGCACAUUUCCUUUUAGAGAUAGUUUUGCCCAUUAUUGCAAUACUAGGAAUGAAAUGAAAUGCUAAUGUAAUCUGAAGAUGUUACGUGCAACAUUUCCUGAACACAGCUUGGGGAUAGUUUGAUUUUUCUACUGUUGCAGUCCAGUUAGCUGGAUUACAAAUUUACCUCUACAAAUAACCAGGAAAAUCUUAUUACUGGUACAGCACUGAAUUCCUGUACCACUAAUGAUAUUAAUGAUUUAGUGGUACAACUAAAAAAUUAUUUUCUGCUUAGGUUGUCUAUCAGUGGAUUAACUACCUAACUACUACUUAAGCUCAAAGUACAAAUCAAGUGUCUUGGAAAAAAAGGAGUGAAAAAGACUGAAACACUUUUAUUUUAUUUCUUCAUUGAUUGGCUAUAGUCUGUAAAAAUAUUACCUGCACAAAACAAUUAAAUGCAUUAAAGUCUUUUGCUCUUUUUCCCUAUUCCUUAUUUCUAUUUUCAUCUGUGAUAUUUUUCCAGAUAGUGUGUAUUAUUCAGAUUUUAUUCUUCUAAAAUUUCAUAGGUGUAUGUCAUCUAAAUUAUCAGUAACACAACUCAAAUCUAUCAGUAGGAGAUGUGAUACUGCUAAAUAGAGAAUAAGUCUUUCAUAAUGUGUUCGUUUUAGAGAAGUUAACGUCAAUGCCUGAGACAGCCAGUAGACUUCAUCUAAAUAAGAUUCUCAGUUUGUAUACUGACUGAGAUGCAUUUUGAUUUAACACUGCAGGCCAAAAGGGGCUGUUAUCUGUAAAAGGAUUAGCUGUCAGGUACUUGAAAAAAUGCCAAAUUGAUACAAGGACUUCUUGAAUGUACUUUACUAUAUAGCUAAUACCUAACUGAGACAAAAGCUUUUAGUCUGUGGGAGUCUUCUGCAUUGAUGAAACUGCUAUCAGAAGUAACCAUUCUUUCUUUAGGAGGGUGGAGAGUAAAGCAAGAAUGUCUGGGUGUUUCAGUCUGCUCCCUCCAAUUUUGAUUUCUGAAAUGUUUACUUAUUGUAAGUGUAUUUGAAUUGAAGUCUGUUGAGCUUGUUCUUUGUUAAAAAAAAAAAAAAGCUUUAUUCAUGUGUAACUUUGUAUGCUGAGUGACUGAGAGGGUUUAUGGCUGCUCUGUUUGAAGCCUUACUAGUAAUGCUGUUCCCAUUUUUCCAGCAGUGAAACAGUGUUUUUGUGACUUCUGAUGAACAACAGGUAUCUGACCUUAACUUGCUAGCAAAACCUGUUACCUGUCCAAUAGCAGGAUACUUGCCAGGGAGAACCGUGUGUCUCUCUUUGUAGUUGCUGCCAAAAGGGAAGAAUACAUGGAAAUCACGUGGUGUUGAGAAGGUGUGACCUGAGCAAGCUUUCUGGGUAUGUUGUGCCUCGCUUUCUUACCAAGUACUACCGGGAGCUGUCUGCACAGAGUGCUUUUCCAGCUUCUUUGCUGCAGACCCUCUUAGGGAUUUGGGGAUCAGUUUCCUCAGGGCUUUCUGAACAGUAGCUAAGAAAAUAAAGUAUUUCUUCCUAA
This is a messenger RNA of Neopelma chrysocephalum (saffron-crested tyrant-manakin), 3990 nucleotides long. RefSeq names its product RAD23 homolog B, nucleotide excision repair protein (gene RAD23B). Gene Ontology annotation, biological process: nucleotide-excision repair; proteasome-mediated ubiquitin-dependent protein catabolic process. The record is from RefSeq and is a predicted model, not a curated record. Gene Ontology annotation, molecular function: polyubiquitin modification-dependent protein binding; ubiquitin binding; proteasome binding. Gene Ontology annotation, cellular component: cytosol; nucleoplasm. The coding region runs from base 76 to 1266 and encodes 396 amino acids. Lineage: Eukaryota; Metazoa; Chordata; Aves; Passeriformes; Pipridae. The transcript has 10 exons.